Asparagus officinalis (garden asparagus) is the source of this 1187-nucleotide messenger RNA. Its product is annotated as protein Simiate. The transcript has 7 exons. Lineage: Eukaryota; Viridiplantae; Streptophyta; Magnoliopsida; Asparagales; Asparagaceae. Bases 51 to 746 code for a protein of 231 amino acids. The record is from RefSeq and is a predicted model, not a curated record. Gene Ontology annotation, cellular component: nucleus.
GAAAUUGAGUUGCAAUGCAGAUGGUAGAUAUAAUUUUAUUUAUUUAUUAGAUGAAAUUGAGUAAUUCUCUUCUCCUCGUCAAAAACCUAGCCGCCUGUUUCAGUCAAACGAUGGAGUCUUCAACUAAGGAAGAAGAAACCCUAGACAAAUCCUCAAUUUCAACAGUAGAAAAAAGCGCCGAUGGCAUCAAAGAACAGGAUAAAGAUGAAGACUUUCACUCUCUUUUGAUCCCCGAUCCCAAUUCUCUUCCCUCAAUUCCUCCUUCUGCCGUUGAAUCCAACUUCGUCCGUUACUACGCCACAGAUUUUAUCAAGCCUGGACACGAUCAGUAUAUCUAUCGCCAUGCCAAUGGAUUAUGUGUGGUUGGUUUGGCUCCUACACAUGUGGCUUUUAAGGAGGAAGGAGGGAUCACAGCCGUCGAUUUCAAUGUGGGAAAGUCCGAUCGGAGUGAGAUUAAAGUCACUGGAAAGAGGAAGAGGAAUGCUCAGCAUUUGGAAUCCAAUUCAGCUUUGUGCAAGGUUUCCAAUAGUAGUGCUUUCUAUGUAGUGAGGUGUUGUGUGAAAGGUUCUCUUUUGGAGGUUAAUGAUAGGCUGAUAAAGCAGCCCGACUUGCUUAACUCCUCGGCAUCGGCAGCUCGAGAAGGAUAUAUUGCAAUUAUUAUGCCAAAACCAACAGAUUGGCUCAAGAUCAAAGAUUCAUUGUUGACCCAUGAAGGCUAUCAUAAACUGAGAGGUCUUCUAAAUUAGCAGGAGGUGCAGGGUUUGUAUUAUCAGUUGUAUGAGGACGACAGCAAGCUCAUGGUUACACAUGCUGCAGCUCUGGAUAAGGAAAAGAAGACAGCAAAAUGAAUAUGUUAAAAAUGGAUUUGUUAACUGCUCAUCACGUUCCAUGGAAUAAAAUCAAAAUUUUUAUCCAAGCCAUUUAAGACUUGGGCCACCGAGCUUCCUUCAUGCGUGCGCAAUAAAUCUUGACCUAAGUUACGUUCAGAGGGGCGGUAUUUUGAGUUGUAUAUUUAUUUGUGGCAUUUUUUGUGAUAUUCUUCUCAUUAUGUACUUCAGUGAGAAAGAUGCAGGAAAUUGUAUUGGAGCUUAGCAUCUACAAAGUGAGUUAUUAGAGUUCUUUUGUCGCCUUGGAGCCUAUGUAAACGUUGAUCAUGCUUUAUUAGAGCUGCUAACGUAGUUCAAAGA